GAUGUAUUUGCUUGAUGAUUUUGAUGAUGACAUUGGACAAAAUAUAACAUUUAUUCUUUGUUUCAUACAUAAUUGAUGACUCAAUGAUAUUGUUAUAUGGAAAAAAGACUUUGGACUACCUUGUUGCUGAAAGUAGCUAUGGAAAUAAGCUUGACUUGACUUUAUUAUGUACAAAUAUAAUAAUAAGGCUCUUUUAAAAAGGGACAGCUCAAACAUAAAUGUCAUCAUUAAAUGUGUUUUGACUGAUUAUAGCAUAAGCUUAUUCCAUAUGCAGCUAGUUAUGAACUGGUUACAAAAUAUAUAUUUAAUACAAUAAAACAGGACAAAAUUGAUCACCACAGGUAACUUUCAUUUCAUACCACAUGCAAACAGACAUACAAAAAUACACCCCCACACACACACACAUUUAAUCACUGACGCACGUAUGCACACACUCUUUUGCUCUCUCUCACUCAAACAUUUAGUUAUUUCAUAUUUGAGCAAUUAUUAUAUAUAUGUACAUAAAUGUAUAUAUAUAUGUAUAUUUUUUGUAUUGCAUUUUUUAAAUGAUCAGAGAGCUACAGGUUCUCACAUCAUCAGAAACAAGUUCCACUACUUAACAGCCUUUAUAGAAUAAAGAGAUUGCCUGGUAACAUUAGGCAAACUGGUAUGGUGCAAUCUCUUGCCAACAAAGCAGCUAUUUCACUGGUGCACUGCAGUGGAAUAGCACUACAGUGAAUAUGCACGGCCAGUUUCAUAUUUGUUGCCCUCAAUAUUUUUAUUAUUUUAUUAUUAUUAUUUUAUUGAGAAGUCCAGCCAAAGUCCAAAUUUCAAUCUGAUCAUCCUGGAACUAAAUGUUACAAUUUAGAACUGAAUUCCAAGACUGUAGUUCAGGUCUUCACAAAUACUCUUGACCCCUGACCACGUGACUGCUUGGAGGAAAUCGGAACAGUGUUGCUGCAUGUUGCACGACUGGAAGAUUUUGCAGUGACUGGUUAAAACCAGUCACUGCAAAAGAUGAAUCCGAAAUUCAGACGAAACGUGCAUAAAGCCCGUUGGUCACGAAUAAGAUUAUUUAAUUACUGUAAUGUGAAAACUGUUGCAAUCAAUGCAUUUCCAUUGACUGUUUAAAAUGGUAUGAAUAAUUUUUAAAGGCAAUGUUUUGUUAAAAUAUUUGUGAAAUGUGUGAAGUUGGAAUAUUAAAAAUUAUAUCCUUUUUACAUCAUUUUUGUUAAAAAAUGGAAGCUGGGCCGAGUAGUCCUGUUAGUAAAAAGACAGCACUGGGUGUUUCAUUAGUUUGUUUUUGGCUAAAAUAAUGGUGAAAUGUGACAUUUAAAGCAAUACUGAUAUAAUUACGUGAAUAAAGUGUGGACACAUGGUUCCAGUUACUCCGACAAGAAAUCUUCCAUUAAAGACAAUCUAGCAAAUCCUGGCUCUGUGCAUUGUCGGCAUGCAGCUCACUACUGAUGAUAAAAUGAAUACAAAGUCGUACAACAGAUGGAUUUGUAACAGCCUUCUCCCGAGUCUUUCGAUUGGUUCACGUAUUACCGCUCAUGGGUGAGUGAUUUAUAUUUAUACGACAAAAGUAAAAAGGACAAAUGAUUGUGGAAGAAAAGAAUAAAACCUGCGAAAAAAAGAAAAGACCUUCACUUCCAUGGGUCAUUUUUCUUGGAGUAAUGACUCCAACUCAAUUAGGUAUGACAGAGAAAGCGGGAGAGGGAAGGUCUGGAAGCAAAUGACAGAAAGACAGGAUGAGGGACAGAAGGGAGUGCAGAGAGGUGGACGUGUCAAAGAAAGGGUGUGGAAAAGAGAGGAGGUGAGUGAGGCACAAGGAAAGGGGAGAGGUUGGCUCUGCUCGGGGUGAACGGGAGGUCAUCUCGUCUCACCAACAUUAAAAUGUGGAUCAGGGACGCGGGGCGUCACGCCUCGCGCGUUAAACAAAGAGUGUGCCAAACUGGCAGAUUAAUUUGAAAACUUGAGUCCGCACACUUAAAGCCUUAAAGAGACCACAGUCUUCACAGCAGCCCCGCUCUGCUCUGUCUACCUCUGUCCCAAAGCCUCCACUUUCCACCAGGCGCUGAUCUCUGCGGAUCCUCCCGCACCGACGGCGUGGGACGGCAGCGAAUGUGUCCGGCUGUGCGGGUUCCUUCCUCCCCCUGGGAGAUUUUCGUUAAAUCAGUUAAAUCUAAGAAUCGCUCUUAGAGGACCGUGUGAAGCAUGCUGCCGAAGAGUCAUAUUUUCGUUUCCCAAGAGGACUGAAGCGUGCGUGAAGGGGCUAAUCUUCUGAAACGGCAGCCUCCUAGUUAUUACCUAUCACUGAUUUAGAAGCUGGUCUAAGACAAAACACACUGAAGAACCCAAUGCUGGAUGAUCAGAGCGGGGAAGCGCGGAUUUAAGUCGAGACAACUGAAGGAAAACGCGUCUUGUUACGCAGAAAUACAUGAAGGCGUCCAGGAUUGUGUUGGUAGCAUAAAUUAAAACAAAAAAGAACCUGCAUGACAGGGCAGAACCAGGAUCAGAAACAUGGAUCAAUUCGGUGGCAGCGACGGAGGAAAGAAGAUAUUACGGAAAGGGAGUGGGCCGGCGCAAUAGCUCAAGCCUUGACAACCAAAUAGAUAAUCAACAAGACGAAUGGCUUCUUUUGGGAGCAGUUCCACACAAGACCCCUUACUCCAGGAGUGAGGGAGGGCAAAGAGCACAUAGACACAGGAAAAAAAAGGAGACGUCUUGCAAGACACAUGGAGGAUUGACACCCCCACCCUCUUCACAGCUCCUUCCCCUGCACACACACACACACGUGCGCACACACACACACACACAAACACCUCCUCUUGCCAAUCAUCAGCAAACUAUUUUUACAUCCCACAAAUGGCCUGUCUUCCUAUAAAAUGAUAUAAACUGUUUUGUUCCUUAGUGCUAAGAACUGAAGCCCCGAAAGGAAACAGUCAGGAGUCCUCACAGCGCGCGGAAGAUGGCCUUGAGUUUACUGGAAGUUGCGACAAAGGUCAGGUUGCAGGGGACCGUUGGAGAGACACCGUCACGUGACCCCCGGUACCAAAUGGUCUUCCGGCAGUGGUUUUCAUUAAGGACCGGAGCAAAAGAAGACGCUGCCAUCUCUCUCAGAAAUGCAGAAGACAACAUACUACGACAACUCCCCAACGCUUUUUGGUGGCUACUCUACCUACCAGGUGCAAGGAACAGCAGCAGCUGCCAAUGGCUUUGGGGGCUACGAUGCCCCGGUCCCAGUGUCCCACCACCAACCUCCCUUCCAGUCCCCAACCCAUCUGGAUGUGGAUUCGUACCAACGCUCCGCCUGCUCUUUGCAGUCACUAGGCAAUAAUAGUGGCCACCAGCAGCAGCAGCUAGCCAAGACCAAGGAGCUGAAUGGCAGCUGCAUGCGGCCCAGUUUGCCGCCUGAGCACCACCCAGCCUCCCAGGUGUCCCCUCCACUGCCCCCCAAAUCCAGCAAUGGUAAUGUCACCACUCAGCAGCCGGGGGGCAGUGCUGGGUCUUCUACAGUCUCUAAAUCAGGCCCUAAUAAGUCAUCAAACUCUGCCUCCUCCACAUCUUCUUCUACAUCAUCCAGCUCCUCUUCACUGCCGCCCAACCCAACGCUAACCAAGCAGAUCUUUCCCUGGAUGAAGGAGUCUCGACAAACAACCAAGCAGAAAAACUGUUCACCCAGCAACAACUCCGGCAACGCAUCAGGGGGCACUGAGAGCGGCAGCAGUGGGGAGAAGAGUCCUUCCGGAGGUUCGUCUGCAUCAUCCAAGCGCGCUCGAACAGCGUACACCAGCGCUCAGCUGGUUGAGCUGGAGAAGGAGUUCCACUUCAACAGGUACCUGUGCCGACCCAGGCGUGUGGAAAUGGCGAACCUGCUCAAUUUGUCCGAACGGCAGAUUAAGAUCUGGUUCCAGAAUCGACGCAUGAAGUACAAGAAGGACCAGAAGUCCAAGGGCUUGAGCUCCAGCUCUGGAGGACCAUCUCCGGCAGGUUCCCCUCCUCUCACCAUGCAGUCCUCUGCCAGCUUCCUGAACUCAAUGCAUCCAAUGGGAGGGGGAGGAGGGGGCCCUACUUAUGAGACCCCCUCCCCACCAUCCUUUGGAAAGCUGCACCAGGGAGUGUCUUAUUCUAUGUCCACUGCCUAUUCCAAUGUUCCUAUGAAGGGCUGCCCUCCUCAGAAAUACGGUGCCCCAGAUCCAGACUAUGGUGAUCCCCACCACAGCCUAGUGCAGGCCAACAAUGCUGGCUAUGGGACGCCAACAAACAUGCAGGCCAGUCCAGUCUACGUUGGGGGUGGCAGCUAUGUGGAGCCCAUGGCUGGCUCCGGGCCCUCCAUGUAUGGCCUAAACCACCUGGGCCCUACGCCGCCCCACCACCAAACCAUAGACUACAAUGGCGCAGGGCCCAUGUCAACUACCAACCAGCACCAUGUGGGUGGAGGGGGCCCUCAGGGUCCCUGUGACCCACCCACACACCCAACUUACACCGAGCUGUCAGCACACCACACCUCAACUCAGGGCAGAAUCCAAGAAGCACCCAAGCUCACCCACCUGUAGCAAGUUUGGAACAAAAUGACAAUGUAGGAAUUAGAAAAUAACAGAAAAUGUAACAUGACAUGACUCACUAAGAGACAAACCAAAAUGUGGGACAAUGGGAGGGGCGAAGCAGGACAGAAAGGUGCCAUCCAGUGGUUUGUGAAAUCCCCUGUGCCGUAAUAUGCAAGCAAGAAACAGUGUUAAAUACCACUACCUUCAUUACAACAGCAUCAAAUCUGUUAUAUUAAGGACAAACAUUCCUUAUUGUUUUUGAAAGAACUGUUUGUUUUAUUUUAGAAACAGAAAGCUAAAAGUAAAAAGAGAAAAAAUCAGAGAUUUAACUAAGCUUUGGCUGAACAUCACUGUGACAAUUGGAACCUCAUAAUUUAUUACAGUAAAUUUGAAACAAAACCUAUAGUGUUUAUUAUGUCAUCUGGCUUCCUAUUCAGUAUUGAAUUUGAUUUUUCAAUAUAUUAUCCUACCUCUUAAGAAUGAGCGUCUACCAUAGCAAGAAAUAUUUCAAUAUUUCAGUCAGUUAUGUUGAGUGUAUAAAUAAACAUCCAUGUUCAUAGAUUUAUGAUAGGCAUUAGUAGAUAUUUGUAGCAAAUUGCAACAAUAGUAUAGUGAGCAUGGGGUUUAAAAAGCCUACAAUGACCCUUUAAGAGGUACAGCAUGGUUUCAAAUUUUCCUUUAAUGGCAAAAUAUCCCCCUAAGAAACAUAUAUACACACAGCUCUCCUGUCUGGUAGAUGAAAUGGUUGAGAUUUUAAUGGGCUGUUAAUGAGGUGGUUAGAUUUAUUAUGCUGACUUCUCUCCCCUGCAGGCAACACGUGUUGUUGUCAGCAGAGCUGAGCUAUGUGGACUGAUCUGUCUCUCCAUCACUUAGAACAUGAGGCAGAGAAAAAUAUAUGGCUCAAGCUGGCAGCACAGAGCUUCCUUUGAGCCUGGUGUUUUAUGAAGCACAUCACAACCACUGGACAGCUUUCCAGUCACUGUCUUUUCCCCCUGCAGUACCCAUCUCUGUCUGUCUAGACCCAAUCAUUACUAACCCAAUCUCACCUGCUUCCCCAUCCGCCCCACCUUCCUAGCACACACAACCACAUAUGCACGCAUACAUAUUCAUCCGUCCCAUCACUGUAACAGGGUUUAAGAUGAGAGCUUAAAGGCUGAACUAGCUCAAACAGGCACACUCUUGUUCUAAACUACCUUUUGACAGUCACGUCGGCAUACACACACAGCAACACUAAGCUAACUUCCUUUCACUGACACAUGUCCAGAAGCAGCUUUCCAGCUGCUGACAUCUCUAGACAAAUACAAGAGGGCACAGAAUCUACAAUUUUAGUGUCCUUAUUUAGCACAUCAUUGAGACAGGGUAAAAACGAAGAGUGGAGAGAACUAUUUAUUUAUGUUUAAAAAAGUCAUUGACAUUACCCACCUCACCCACAAACUCCCAUCCCAUUACACACUUUGGUAGAUACCAAUGUGUGAAACCCCAUUUCCUCUUGUUUUAUUUUGUUCCCACAUGUCUUGACUUUUAACAUGGAAACAGGGUAUAUAUUUGAACAAAAAAAAUGCAUGUCCCACAUUUCUGAGCAUAUGUGUAAAACUUAUUUUUAUAACAACUGGAUUUAUUUUUUCAUCUAUCAGUGAGUAGAUUUUAGAAAAUACAUGUCAGACACUUCCAACUGUUGAACUCGGUGUCUCCAGUGACUGGGCACUGUGGAGUGGUUGAGCCAUCCACUCUCACUGAUAAUCAAGAAAUAAAUCCCUCAAGUUGUUUUUAAAAGCUCAAGAUUUACUCAAAUGCUGUUUUACAGCUGGGCAUCAUUGUUGCACUUAGAGUUUACAUUUUGAUGGUUAAUGGUUAAAAAAAAAUAGAUAAAAUCUUAUUUUGAAGACGGAAGGCCGUCCAAUCAAAGCGUCUGUCGCUAAUGUGUGUUCAAUUGAACAUUCACAUAUAAAUAUUUAUUUGUUAUAGCCAGUUUAAAAAGAGUUUCGUUUUGUAAUAAUAUUAUUUAUCCUUUGUGUAUUUAUAUUGAGGAAGAAAAUCCUGUACUUUUUUAGUAUUUACCUGUAAUAAAAAGCAACAUUGUGUUUCCUCUUGUCCAUGUACUGAAGUUACAAUUUCAGUUCUUGUAUUUUAGAAGAAAAUAGGUAGUUUUUUUGUUAUUAUUACCCUUUUUAUGUUAUUAUCCUUGUACAUAAAUGUCUUGGCUUGUACAGGGAAAGACGAGUGUUGGGUUUGGAUAUCCACCCAUAGUCUGAAAAUAGAAACAACCUAUUAGCAGGAAAGACAAAAAAAUCCUUUUGGAGGAAACAUUUUUCUGUCCUUUGUAGUUUCUAUUUUUUUUUCACUGUUGAUAAAGUUGUCUGUCAAACAAUUCUUUAAUAAAAUUUUAUGUUACA
Molecule: messenger RNA, 6922 nt
Organism: Xiphophorus couchianus (Monterrey platyfish)
Lineage: Eukaryota; Metazoa; Chordata; Actinopteri; Cyprinodontiformes; Poeciliidae
Gene: hoxb3a
Product: homeobox B3a
Exons: 5
Coding region: 3105-4538 (477 amino acids)
Biological process (GO): regulation of transcription by RNA polymerase II; anterior/posterior pattern specification; embryonic skeletal system morphogenesis
Cellular component (GO): nucleus
Molecular function (GO): DNA-binding transcription factor activity, RNA polymerase II-specific; RNA polymerase II cis-regulatory region sequence-specific DNA binding
Source: RefSeq, a predicted model, not a curated record